AUGAAUACGGAUGAAGGUACACAAGUUAAAAAUGCUCAAUCGUCUAAACCACGUAUGAAUCGAAUUCCAAAUGAUGAAAUGGCAAAGGUGAUGAGAAAUCCAUGGGAUCCUUUACAUUCUUCUGAUUGGGAUGAAUGCAUUCCUACUACUAUUUGUUUAAGAAGAAUUCAACGUGAGAUUUCUUCCAUGCUGAAAGAGUCUCCACCGGGAAUGUUUAUUGAUACUGAUCCUGAUAAUAUCACAAAGAUUCAUGCUCUUAUAAUCGGUCCGUCUGAUACACCAUAUGAAAAUGGAUUCUUUUAUUUCAUAAUACGUUGUCCACCUAAUUAUCCAUUUCAACCUCCUCGUUGUCGUUUCAUGACAACUGCAAAUAGUACAGUUCGUAUGAAUCCAAAUCUUUAUCAAAAUGGCAAAUUAUUGUCCGAAAAUCCAUACCAUAAUGCACCAGGUUUUACAAAAGAACGUCGAUUAGGUGAUUCGAAAGCCUAUAAUGAAACACUAAAACACGAAACACUUCGUGUUGCUGUCUGCGAAAUGCUUGAAACUACUAAUGUAGUGCCACAACAAUUACGUGAAAUUAUGAUAAAGCACUUCUUGAAGUUCUACGAUUUUUACAUUGAUGAAUGUAACAAAAAUAUAGAUAAAGAUGGUCAACAAAUGAUAGAUCCAUUUAAUAAGAAUUGUGGUCUCUUUCAAUAUUCAUCCCUACUCACGCGUUUGCAACAGUUAAAAUAUGAACUAGAAAGUAACAAAUGUUGCAACGAAGAAGAACAGAAGUCCGACUUCGAUAUUAAUCAAGAUAUAAGUUCUUCUAUUAAUAUUGCUUCAGAUAGACUAUCGGAUUGUAGCAUAAUUGCAGAUGAAAAAGUUUUUGAUAACGAAAGAAAAGUGAACCAUAAUCAAGAUGAAGUAACAGAAGAACAUGCAAAUGAUAUUCAAUCAUCAGAAAAAAAUCUAUUAAUUUGA
Messenger RNA from Rotaria socialis, 966 nucleotides. NCBI's taxonomy places the organism in Eukaryota, Metazoa, Rotifera, Eurotatoria, Philodinida, Philodinidae. The record is from the annotation of a GenBank genome assembly.